Messenger RNA from Mytilus trossulus (common blue mussel), 2837 nucleotides. Its product is annotated as F-box only protein 5-like. The transcript has 5 exons. NCBI's taxonomy places the organism in Eukaryota, Metazoa, Mollusca, Bivalvia, Mytilida, Mytilidae. The record is from RefSeq and is a predicted model, not a curated record. Gene Ontology annotation, cellular component: nucleus. Gene Ontology annotation, biological process: negative regulation of meiotic nuclear division; regulation of mitotic nuclear division. Gene Ontology annotation, molecular function: protein binding. The coding region runs from base 235 to 1443 and encodes 402 amino acids.
UAAUGACAAUCCUUUUUUCCAGAGUCACUCGAAAGAAGAACAAUUUGAUUGGUCAAAUUUACUUGGCGAAUAUUUUGAAAGUAUCAUUUUUUAUCUGAAGAAAAAUAUUUGAAAACAGACAUUUGUGCAUAUAUUUUAACAUUUUAACUGUUAAAUCUAUAUUUUUAAUCACUCAUUUCACUACAUAGUGUAUUGAUUUCGACGAUUCUUACAUCAAUUUUGAAUGUUUGAAGAAUGGAUGACCUGUUACACAGACCGUUACCAUUCCUGAGACCACUCAUGUCAACAGAUUUCCGUUCAGAUAUGGAACCUUUCAAUCCAGCAAAGAUGAGGUCCGUCAGCACUUCUACUCCAAUUCUAACGAGAGAGAUGGUUGACCAGAAGACUCCCAAGGUCACAAGAUCAAUGUCAACAGGUCAAGUCAAUGAUUCCGGAUUUGAUGAAUCCUUCACGGACUCUUGUUGUGGUGAUGAAACAAUGUGUAUGAGUACUCCCAGUACAGUUUAUAGAAAUGAGAAAUGUACUCCUGUGACAAACUUCAAUGAUAUGUACAAGUACAGAGGUGAUAGUGUGUUAGACGAAAGUUACACAUGUGCUUUUAAUGUCAAGGUCAAUCGCUUCUUUGAAACACCUGGUUCCACAUUUUUCGCUGACACAAUAGACGAUUGUGAUGACAUCAGGGAAAGUAAGAGAAGUAAGAGACAGUCGGUUAACAUUCCUUCCUACAGUUUAAACCUUGACCUUGAACCUUGUCCCAUGGAACUUGGUACUGAAGAUUACACAUCAAGUUUAGUGGAGAGAUUUGAUGAAGUUAUGCUCAAAUUUUCCCCGAUUUAUCCUGAGAAAGUCAUUGGAAGGAAGAUGGGACUUGAUCAUGUGGACAUUAUCUCAGAACUAUCUGAUAGAAAUAUAAGUUGUUCAGCAAUACUUCAGUACUUAGAUCCUAAAGAUUUAUGCAGUAUGUGUGAGGUGAGCAGAAGAUGGCAGACUGUAUGUAAUGGUGACCCAGUCAGUCGUAAGAGAAAGAGAUCCAUCACAGACAGACUGAUCAUUGGCAAGGAGAAUGCAGGAAAAAGAUCUCCACCAAAGCAGUUCCGAGGGUUAACAGAUAGUCAGACUACAUUGGCACCACUACAGCUAAUAGGGAAACUAACCAAACAACUGACUCCAUGUUCUAUUAAAGUUAAUCUAUUUCAAAAGGCUGCCAGUUCUCUGAAGAAUGAUGAAAAAUUAAGAAAGUGUCCGAAAUGUUCAAAAGUGUCCAAAGUAUUACCGGUCCAGGAAAGAGGACAGUGUCAAAACCUAGAUUGUUUGUUUGACUUUUGUACCAAAUGCUUUUACAAUUUUCAUGGCUCAAAACCGUGUGUACCAAUGUCACCAAAGAAGGCAAAGACCACUUCUAUAGGAGGUAAAAAGAGUAAAAAGAAUCUAAGAAGACUGUAGCUCAUAUUAAAGGCAACUCUUGGUUGCAGGUUAAAAGUGCAAUAUAUCCCAGAAAGCAAUGCUGUGGAGUCAGCUAAAGGAAUGGCCAGGUAGAGUUGUCUCCAAUCAGGAGAAAAUGAAAUUAUCUCCCUUUACACUGGAGAUGACUUUGUGAUAGAAAAUCAGUUUGCUAUUGACUCAUUGAGCAGCUGUAGAAAAAGGGUUGGCCAUUUUCCAUGAUGGGCACAUAUGGAGGAAUAGCUCUUCAAUGAGCUGACAAGAUUCAACAACAAAUGUCCAAGAUGAGCUAGCCGGUGAAUUGAAAGAGCCUUUAAAAAGCACACAUUUUUAGAUAUUUAUUUCUAGUCAAUGAUUUUUAGAAUAAUCACUUUAUCUGAAAACAAUCAAACAAUAUUUAUUUAUUUCUAUGCUAUUUAAUACAUUCACAAUGACCAAAUCUUUUGGCAAUUCAUUUGUGCUCUAAAGACUUCUAAAGUCAAAAUUAUCAAAAUUUAUAAGAUAGUCAUGAUAGUAGCAUCAAAGUUUAAUAUGUUGUCUAAUAUAUUAUUAUUAGCAUAUCAUAAAUCAGGCAAUAAAGGGAAGUAAGAAAAGUUGCAUGUAUGCACAAUAUAUGUAAACUUUUUAUGUUUCUAAUUUUUAUACACUUAUUUUUACAUUUGCAUGUAUUGCAAACUUUGUUCUAGUAAAUAUUUUAUACAAUGUUUUUUUCAUAUUAUUUUUAUUUGUUAUUUUUUAUUUCACUUUUAUUUGAAUGAAAUGUAUGAAUGAGAAGGGGAAAUGAUUAGAUGAGAGUUGUUUACAUAUGGAGACAGGUUUAACAGAAUUUUAUGUCAGAAUAGAUUAAAAAUGAACUAUAAAUGAAAGGUAUUCUUCGUAUUGGAAAAUUAAAGUCUAGAUAUUCAAGAUAAAUCUGACAACAGAAUACACAUUCAUUAAAGUCAACAAUCAUAAAGGGCAUUUUUAUUUGACUUGUUGAUUUUUUGGAAGAGAUAUUCAGAAAUGAAAUGAAUUUACAGGGUUGUGAAUAAUAAAAGUGCUCAAUUCUAUUACUGAGAUCAAGAGGGGUACAGGAUGUGUUUCAAAAAUAUGAAAUUGCGAAAGAGAAAACAUGAAAGAUAUGUCAUGCACGAGUGAAUCAAUGAAAUGAAAAUGUGUAUAGAGUUGUGUGCAUGUGUAUAAAAUAUAGAAAGGUAUCUGUUUGAGUGAUUGUGUAUGUGUCAGGAGAAUAAGUGAGUAAACUAUUAUUUAAUGAGAGGAAAUACACCAAUGUGUUCAAUUUCUUAUAACCACACAUGUGUUCAUAAAUGAUAUCUGCCACAAAUGUGUUCAAAAUGAUAUCCACCAUAGAUUGUGUUCCUUGAAUCUCUUGUUACUGAAUAAAAUUAUUUUAUUUA